AUGACCCCGGGGGAGGAGGAGGAGGAGGAGGAGGAGGAAGGCUGCCGGCCAGGGCCCCCGGAGCGGGUGUGUAUCUGGGUGGAGGAGCAGCCGUUCUGGGUGGAGAAGGCUUUGCUGGUGCAGAGCAGCGAGUACUUCCGUGGCCUGUUCCGCUCGGGCAUGAGGGAGAGCAGGCAGGAGCAGAUGGGGCUGGGGGAGCUGAGUGCCGCCGGGUUCCUGGCCAUGCUGCGGGUGCUGGCGGGUGAGAGGCCCGUCCUGGGCAGCGAGGAGACCUUCCAGGCCGUGGAAUGCGCCGCCUUCCUGCAGGUGAAACCUUUGGCCGAGUACCUGAUCCACUCCAUCGACUCCGACAACUGCAUCCUGCUGUUCCAGGCCGCCGCCAUAUUCGGGCUCCUGGACCUGUUCCACCGCGCUGCGCUCUACAUCCGCGACAGCUACGCCGAGCUGGAGCCCGACCUGCGCUGCCUCUCCGACGACCUCCUGGCCUACGUGGACACCCUCCUGCCCAGCACCUUUGUAGCAGUAGGAGCCCACACACCCACCUUCGAGUUCCUGGAAGACCUCUCCAGGACCAUCUGCUACCUGGAUGAGGAGACCAACACGUGGAGGACGCUGUCCUGCCUGCCGCUGGGCGCCAGCACGUUCCUGGCCGGCAUGGCCACCAUGGAUAACAAGAUCUACAUCGUGGGUGGCGUCUACGGGGCCAGCAAGCAGGUGGUGGAGAGCAGCUUCUGCUACGACGCCGACGCCGACGCCUGGAGCGAGUUCCCCAGCCCUCACCAGCUGCGCUACGACGUCAGGUUGGUUGGCCACGAGGGCCACCUCUACGCCAUCGGCGGCGAGUACGACAAGAUCUCGCUCAAGUCCGUGGAGAGGUACGACCCGGCCUCGGGCACGUGGACCUUCGUCUCCGACCUGCCGCAGCCCAGCGCCGCCGCGCCCUGCACCCAGGCCAUGGGGCAGAUCUUCGUGGGCUUGUGGAAGCCGCUGGACGUCACCGUCAUCUACAAGUACGAGAGCCGUGGGGACGCCUGGCUUCCCGUCACCGAGCUGAAGCGGCCGCAGAGCUACGGGCACUGCAUGGUGGCCCACAGGGACAACCUCUACAUCAUGCGCAACGGCCCCUCGGACGACUUCCUGCGCUGCGUCAUCGACUGCUUCAACCUGAGGUCGCAGCAGUGGAGUGCCCUGCCCGGGCAGUUCCUCAACAGCAAAGGGGCCCUUUUCACCGCCAUCGUCAGGGGUGACACCGUCUACACUGUCAACAAGGUGGUGACGCUCCUCUACUCUGUGGAGGAGGAGACGUGGAGGUUCAAGAAGGAGAGGGUGGGCUUCCCACGCCCCGGCUCCCUCCAGACCUUCCUCCUGCGCCUGCCCAGGCGCGACCACGACCUUGCGAGGUAG
Colius striatus (speckled mousebird) is the source of this 1404-nucleotide messenger RNA. It is a transcript of the gene KBTBD13, whose product is annotated as kelch repeat and BTB domain containing 13. The record is from RefSeq and is a predicted model, not a curated record. Bases 1 to 1404 code for a protein of 467 amino acids. Gene Ontology annotation, molecular function: protein binding. The transcript has a single exon. Lineage: Eukaryota; Metazoa; Chordata; Aves; Coliiformes; Coliidae.